Rhizoctonia solani is the source of this 405-nucleotide messenger RNA. RefSeq lists its product as uncharacterized. Bases 1 to 405 code for a protein of 134 amino acids. The record is from RefSeq and is a predicted model, not a curated record. NCBI's taxonomy places the organism in Eukaryota, Fungi, Basidiomycota, Agaricomycetes, Cantharellales, Ceratobasidiaceae. The transcript has 2 exons.
AUGAAAGCAUUCCUUGGUUACCCAAUCACAAAAACCGAGCUCAAAGCCCGAGUCGACCUUCUUGACCCUGCCGAAUUUCGCUAUGUUGGUGCUCUCGAUGCGGAAACCCGGUAUAUAUGGGAUAUCUACGACCGUUUUUCAUUCAUAGGACCAUUCCGUCUCAUCAAAGCUACCGUCAAUGACGAAGCAGGAUAUGUCUGUGCUGUAGGAUGGAACGACUGCCGACUGGAAAGGAUCCCACCUCUACUCUUGGAAUGGGCGGAAAGAGUGUUUGGUGGCAAACCACGCACAUUCAUGAUAGAUAAGCGGACCAGAACGUUCAAAUCCCGCAGAGCUGAUGGGGAAGACGAGGACGUGGUCCGCGAUAACAUGCUAUUAAUUUCCAACUUGGAUGCGUUCCGGUAA